UCCCGGCCUGGACUCUUGUCAGGGUCACAGUAGCAACCAGGUGAACCGCACCGCCACCCGGGAAGGUAUGACCCGGCGAGGCUGUGCCCUAGCUUUGGGGGUUUGAUAGAAACCCGCUCCUGUCCCCAGGUGAAAGUGUGGUGGGAGGGAUGAGGCAGGCGGGACACUAGCACUGGAAGCCAGCGUGGAGGGCCGGGUCUUCCCUGCAGCUGAGCAGUAAUCUGGCCGCGUGAGAUCCAGAAGAGGCGAAGGUUCUUACUGCAAGCAGCUGGCCAGCAGCACCUGCCCAAGGAGUGACCUGCUUGCGCCCCGGGACCUGUCGCAGGCCUCAGCCCACAGGAUGUCCAGCCAGGACCUGAGUAUCACCGCGAAACUCAUCAAUGGAGGCGUGGCAGGACUCGUGGGGGUGACCUGUGUGUUCCCCAUCGACUUGGCCAAGACGCGGCUGCAGAACCAGCAUGGGACAGCCAUGUACAAGGGCAUGAUCGACUGCCUGGUGAAGACAGCGCGGGCCGAAGGCUUCCUGGGCAUGUACAGAGGGGCAGCGGUGAACCUGACCUUGGUCACCCCGGAGAAGGCCAUCAAGCUGGCUGCCAACGACUUCCUGCGGCAGCUGCUCAUGGAGGACGGGAGGCAGAGGGACCUGAAGAUGGAGAUGCUGGCCGGGUGUGGUGCUGGGAUGUGCCAGGUGGUGGUCACCUGCCCGAUGGAGAUGCUGAAGAUCCAGCUGCAGGACGCGGGCCGCUCAGCCGGGCACCCGCAGGGGCCGACCUCAGGGCCCCCAUCCGCUAGGCCCUACUCCACCAGCUCGGCCUCCACCCACAAGCGCCCGUCGGCCACGCUCAUCGCCUGGGAGCUGCUGCGCACGCAGGGCCUGGCUGGCCUGUAUAAGGGCCUGGGCGCCACUCUCCUCAGAGACAUCCCCUUCUCCAUCAUCUACUUCCCGCUCUUCGCCAACCUCAACCACCUCGGCAUCGACGAGCUCACCGGCAAGGCGUCCUUCGCCCACUCCUUCCUGUCGGGCUGCGCCGCGGGCUCCGUGGCCGCCGCUGCCGUGACGCCUCUGGACGUCCUGAAAACACGAAUCCAAACCCUCAAGAAAGGCCUGGGCGAGGACGUCUACACUGGCAUCGCCGACUGUGCCAGGAAACUCUGGACCCAGGAGGGACCAUCCGCAUUCAUGAAAGGGGCAGGCUGCCGGGCCCUGGUCAUCGCGCCGCUGUUCGGGAUUGCUCAGGGCGUCUACUUCAUUGGCAUCGGAGAGCGCGUCCUGAAGGCUUUGGAGUAGGUCUGCUGGCACCAUGCCCCGACUCGCUGCCACCCCUCCAGCCGGGUUUGCUUUGCCCUGGCCCUGCCAUGGCGCCUGCUCCCUCCGUCUGGAAGAUCACCCUACUCCCCCCUUCCGCGGUACCUGCACCCAUUUCCUUUGGGGCUAGAGACCAGGGACUUAACUUUAUCAAUGCCUCGCUUCGGCUGUACUCCCUGCAGGGCUAACAGAUGCUGCCGGUAGAAGGCUUCAUCGUAACACGUUUCACGCUCAGACUCAGUGCACUUGAGUCCGUUUAAGAAUUUCUCAUAAUUCUAUUUAUCUAAAUUAAAUAACAUAUGAUUAGUCCUAGCACUAACUUUGGGGAAAAGGAGGACCAGAAGUUAAAGGGGACCAUGAAAACCCUGUCAGCACCUGUUUGAAACCAAGCACGUGAUUUCAAAUCACGGACGCCCAAGGGGUGAGCUGACGCUACCUUGGCAGCCUGGCUGGGUGGGGUCCUCGGACCCAAACCCUUCCCAGACACAGGCUCCCGCGGCCCCUGCCCGGUCUGUGGAUCGCUGUCUGAAAUAAAGUCGGUGGUUACAACCUCA
Messenger RNA from Tupaia belangeri chinensis (Chinese tree shrew), 1860 nucleotides. It is a transcript of the gene SLC25A18, whose product is annotated as solute carrier family 25 member 18. The record is from RefSeq and is a predicted model, not a curated record. Gene Ontology annotation, molecular function: L-glutamate transmembrane transporter activity; L-aspartate transmembrane transporter activity. Lineage: Eukaryota; Metazoa; Chordata; Mammalia; Scandentia; Tupaiidae. The coding region runs from base 341 to 1288 and encodes 315 amino acids. Gene Ontology annotation, biological process: L-glutamate transmembrane transport; malate-aspartate shuttle; aspartate transmembrane transport. The transcript is spliced from 10 exons.